UCGGGAAAGGUGAUUCACUUCCUGCAUUAGUCGGGUGUUUACCUGCUCUAAACACCACCGUGUGUUAGGGGAGAUUAUCAUCGAGACAAGGGUUACAACCCAUCCUAACAUCUGGAAUGGCUUCUCCUGGGGGUCGAGGAACCAUUAAGGAUAAAGCGGGUUUUAACGCAGGUGAAGACGCUGCUGCUUUACGGAAGGCCAUCGAAGGAUUCGGCACCAAUGAGAAGACUCUGAUUGACAUUCUGACUAAGAGGAGCAGCGCUCAGCGUCAGCAGAUCUGUAAAGCGUACCAGGACGCGACUGGAAAGUCUCUCGUGGACGCUCUGAAGGGAGACACUAAAGGAAACUUUGAGGACAUCCUGGUGGCUCUCGUCACCCCGCCGGGGCAGUUCGACAUGAAGGCAAUUAAAAAAGCAAUUAAAGGAGCUGGAACUACAGAGAGCACGCUGAUCGAGAUCCUCGCCUCCCGAUCCAACCAUCAGAUCAAAGCUCUGUCUGACGCAUACUUACAGGAGACGGGGAGAGCGCUGACUAACGAUCUGAAGUCGGAGGUGGGGGGAAAUUUUGGGAAAACUCUGACCACCCUGGCUGAGGGCAGAAGGGACGAGAGUAACAAUGUGGACGCUGCUAAAGCCAAAGCCGAUGCGAAGGUCCUGUACGAGGCCGGAGAGAAGAAAUGGGGGACGGACGAGAGCAAGUUCAUCGAUAUCCUCUGCCAGAGGAGCGUUCCUCAGCUCCGACAAACACUGGUGGAAUAUAAGAACCUGAGCGGGAAAACCCUGCAGCAGAGCAUCGAGAGCGAGAUGUCCGGGAAUUUAGAGGAAUUGUUAGUAGCCAUAGUGAAAUGUGCGAACAGCGUCCCGGCGUACAUGGCAGAGCUUCUCCAUAAGAGUUUGAAGGGCGCGGGCACUAACGAGGCCAUGCUGACUUGGAUCAUGGUCAGCCGCUCCGAGAUCGACAUGUUGGACAUCAAGGCCGAGUAUAAAAAACUGUUCGGCCGCUCCUUAUACUCCGAUAUCAAGUCCGACACAGCAGGAGAUUAUGAGAAAACACUGCUGGGGAUCUGUGGAGCGGAGGCCUGAGCUGGAGAUCCUCCUCGUCACCCUGAGAAACACAACACGCAGGAGCCGAGAUGAUCAAACCAGAACACGCCGCUGCUUCCUCGAUGCUCACGACUGUAUUCAUUUCUUUGCAUUUUUACUUACAGAGAUAUGAAAACUUUCGUCGUUAAUAAUUACAGAUACAGUAUGAAGUAUGAUCUAACACACUAAUUCCGAGAAAUAAAACGUAUUAAACCUAA
Messenger RNA from Ictalurus furcatus (blue catfish), 1300 nucleotides. Its product is annotated as annexin A3-like. The coding region runs from base 117 to 1082 and encodes 321 amino acids. The record is from RefSeq and is a predicted model, not a curated record. Gene Ontology annotation, molecular function: calcium-dependent phospholipid binding; phospholipase inhibitor activity; calcium ion binding. The transcript is spliced from 13 exons. NCBI's taxonomy places the organism in Eukaryota, Metazoa, Chordata, Actinopteri, Siluriformes, Ictaluridae. Gene Ontology annotation, cellular component: cytoplasm.